Messenger RNA from Xiphophorus maculatus (southern platyfish), 2213 nucleotides. RefSeq lists its product as uncharacterized. The record is from RefSeq and is a predicted model, not a curated record. NCBI's taxonomy places the organism in Eukaryota, Metazoa, Chordata, Actinopteri, Cyprinodontiformes, Poeciliidae. The coding region runs from base 120 to 2213 and encodes 697 amino acids. The transcript has 16 exons.
GGGACACUCUCCCUAGAUAUCCAAAGGGUUGACCUGCAGAGUUCCUUUCUCUUGACAAGCUUUAUAAGAAGUGGCAAACAUAGGAACUCUGAGGUUACCAGUUUCCCACAGACUGUACAAUGGAGCAUUUUCUUUUAUUGAGGUGGAUUUUUCUCUUGCUAGUGGCUGCAAACAUAGAGGCUCAACAGAAGCCCCCUAUAAAUAUCAGAGCAAAAUGCUUGGGGAAUAUUAUGCGUGUGGAUGUUGGACCACUUGGAGGAAGCCUUUUGGAUGUUGCUGUUAUCAUUAAUAACACGGCAAUUGUUGUUACACCGAGUAUUGCGGCGCAGUGUGGCUUCAGCAUGAAGAGUGACUCAUUUGGGAAUGCCUUAAUUUAUAUCUCCCUCCAAAACUGUUUUGCUCAAAAUGUGGAUGAUGAACUCUUCACAACUGCACUACAACUUCGCCUUCAAGGGAAUCAGUUUUCUCAAGAAGAGGUGUAUCAGGUGGCUGAAACCUGCCAGUAUGAUGUCUGGGCCUCCAGAGAAGUUAUCUGUGACUAUAACUACAUGGAAGUGUCAGUAAACCGUGCAAUUCCGGAAGACUUUCCUCUGCCUGGGCAUCCUAUCCACAGCUCAAAGCCGUCAAACCCUCGUCGCGCUGCAGAGAAACGGUCUAUGGAUGCAGGAUUCAAAGCUACAACCGUUGUGUUUUUCACACCAGAGGGAGAGAAACCUAUGAGUUUGCUUGCUGCACAGCAACGUGGAUAUGGCAUUGGAAAUACUCCUACAAGGCUGGUUUUGAGAAGUCCAAUGAUUGCACCAGAAACUUUCAUACAGACAAUAAUGGGGGUUCCCAUGAGAAUUUUCAAAACUUCAACGAUCUUUGAAAAGAAGUGGCUUGCAACACAAAUUGAUGCUGCAGCUGCUUGUCCAAUCCAAGAGGGUAGUGUCUUCUUUACUCAAAGCACAAUCACCUGGUACCUGCCCUGGCAGAUGGACCCAAUGACUUCUUCUGGACAGUUUAAUCUGUUGGAGGUGCAUUUUGGCGUAAAUGGUCAAAGGCUUGACGCUGUGGAGAUGCAGGCCCGAGAAUACUCUGUAGCACUCAAUGACUUCUACAUUGUCACUGAACUUCCCAUUGGGGGUGUUGGUGGCUACUAUGAGAGCCACAUUCAAGGUGAUCUGUACUACGUCUCUUAUAUGAUUGAGCCAAUGCUUGAGCUGCUUUGGACAGAAGAUGCUACUCAUGAACAAACGAAAUACAAAGUCUUUUUUCAUAUCACAACACAUUUGCUACCACAACCCUUAGAACUUAUUGACGAUACAGUUCCAGGGGAGAAGAUGUUCAGGAUGACGCUUGGACAUUUUGCUGCUGAUGUGGCUCUAAUGAACAUUACCUUCCCUGCUGAAGUUCUAUCCAUGCCAGACUGCAGUGCCCGAGGCUUUAACAUCUUGGAACACAUGUCUCCUAACACCAGCUUGAAGGUUUUUACCCUCCAGGUGCCCUUUGCAGACCCUGCAGUCUUGCAACAGACUGGAGAGGGAGUCACAGUCUACUCCCUUCACCUGACCUUUGGUCUGCUGAUCCUGGAUCAGCUUGUCUCAUUCUCUCACAAAGCCUACUUGGAAGCUGUCGUCCAGGAUAUUGUCCCGCCCUCUGUCUCUGGUGGCUGUGAUAACCAUAACUUCUAUGUCCUUGUAAAAUAUGGAAGCCCAGGCUACAACUUUCAGACCAUGGUGGGGAAGCGCUACAUGACCCCCAGUUUGGCUCAGCAUUAUGACUCUAUGGAGAACGGGACCCACUUCAGUUUUGUUGUGCCAUUUUCAGCUCCUGAUGUUGCAGUGGAGGCCAUUGAAGCUUCAUCCACUAGGAGCAGGCUUGAUAUAGUUUUGAGUAAUCCAGAGACUAAUUCUCAAAUUCAAGAAUUAUCUGUAGCUUGCAAUUUUCCUUCAACACUCACAGAAUGCUUUCCAAAUGGCACAAUGACUGCUCUGGCUUUAAAACUGGAAUCGGUGCCCUUGCUGAACCCCAGCCAGCUCACCCUUGCGGAUCCUUCCUGUGGCCCUGUCCACAGUGAUGACCGCUAUGCUUUCUUUGUCUUCACAGUGAAUUCAUGUGGUACAACAAGGAAGUUCAUGACAAAUGCCAUGCUAUAUGAGAAUGAGAUCUCACUGCCAGAUGAACUUCUAAUGAAAAAGAGUCCAACAUCAGAGGAACCAGAGUAUCAGUAA